GCACAGAGCCCAACACCCUGUUUUGAGCGGCAGGGUCCUGGAGCCCGAGGACAAGGCUCCAGGCAGGUUUCUGGACACUUCAGCUUCCCAGGUAGCUCCUGCCUCAGCAUGGCUGCUCCCCCACCUGCAGAACUCGAGCAGAGCCUUAACGACCAUCUCUCCUCUUCUUUUGAGCCCACGCUGGACCUCAAGGCAGACGAAGCUACAUUACUUCCAGUAUUCAGACUGAGAGAGAAGAGGGAGGGGGAAAGAGGCAGGCAGCAAAACUGGAUAAAGGCUCUGGAGUCAGUGACAUACCCCCAGAUGGGCAUGGAUGUGAGGAGGAGCUCGGCACAGGAGCAGGCGGUUCCAGACACGAUGGGGUUUGCAAACCUGAAGGCUGUGCCAGCAGCAGACAGUGCCCCAGCGGUGACAGAAGAACCAAACCCAACCGUGGAGGCACACAAGGACUCGGCUGGCAUGGACAGCAGCUACGACUUUUCGACCUCCAGCUUGGACAGCCGUUGUGAACCUGACAUGGUUCUGGUCACUGGAGACUCUCUCCCUGACAAAGGUCCCCAGUCGGAGGCUGGUGACCCCGGCUCCACAGCCUCCUUGCCCUGGCCAGAGUUGCCGGAUGAAUGUCCGCCUCGGCCUAACACCCUGGAUUUCUCCAACUCUCUCAAAUUCUUGGAGGAGGUGAAGCAGAUGGGGCAGAGGAGGAACAGUGACCACUUGAACAUCCAGGAGAAUGGGGUGGAGAGCUGCCCUGAGGCACCUCCCGUCAGCGAGGAGAGGAGGGCGCUGGAGUCAGAGCUGGGGAAGUGCAUCGAAGACUUCAGGAAGAUCAAGAUCCCCAUCUCCUUCCCCAACAAGAAGCGGCAGUGGCAAAGCGAACUACUGAAAAAAUACCACGUCUGAGGGGAGGGGCUGGGACUGAUGCCUCCCACCACCCAGGACUGACUGGCUUCCACAGCCACAGGCACCUUCCCCUGCAUUCUGUCCAUGAUGGGCCAGCCUGCCAGGUGCUGAGUGUCCUUGGCCCCCAUUGAUGGCCAGGAGCAGCUCAGCAUCUUGUAGGCUUGAGCCCUCUUUGAAGAGGGACUUGUGAGAGCCUCUUACUUUAAACCAAUUAUUUGGCGACACUGGGACUAACUGAUUUGCAUCCUGUCUGACCUCGUGGACUUUACCUAGGUCACUCAGGGGUAAUCCACAACAGGUUUUGGUCCAUGUAUUCAAAACUAAGAGCAGUGGUUUCUUGGUCAAUGCAUCAUUCCAGGAAUUGGUGCUCCACAGGCAGAGAUUAUAAGGCUACAGCUUGCUUGUUCCCAGGGGAGUCAAGGGUGAAAUGUGCAUGAAAGGAGCUGUACAAAUCCUAGAAGUGAAAAUAUUUGAAGGAGUCAGGAUGGGAAGGAGGAAACUGAUGUUGGUUCAGGUUGUCUGUAGGGACAAACCUACACCCAAGCAAUAUGGACAUUCCUGCCUUUAUGACAGCAUGACUGUGAUUGGAGCUCCCGGGGUUAAUAAAUGUAAACAAUGAUGAAACCUAAUUCCAGUCCCUUCCCA
This is a messenger RNA of Trachemys scripta elegans, 1545 nucleotides long. RefSeq lists its product as uncharacterized. The record is from RefSeq and is a predicted model, not a curated record. The transcript is spliced from 6 exons. Bases 109 to 900 code for a protein of 263 amino acids. Lineage: Eukaryota; Metazoa; Chordata; Testudines; Emydidae.